Molecule: messenger RNA, 1775 nt
Organism: Lucilia cuprina (Australian sheep blowfly)
Lineage: Eukaryota; Metazoa; Arthropoda; Insecta; Diptera; Calliphoridae
Product: probable cytochrome P450 28d1
Exons: 8
Coding region: 117-1628 (503 amino acids)
Molecular function (GO): iron ion binding; monooxygenase activity; oxidoreductase activity, acting on paired donors, with incorporation or reduction of molecular oxygen
Source: RefSeq, a predicted model, not a curated record
UUCAUUAGUAUUUCAAAAUUCAAAGCUAUCGGUCUUUUAAAAUUCAAAGCUAUCGGUUUAUCUCUUAACACGCUAGUUAAACAUAUUGUGUGAAAAUAAUAAUCAAAUAAAAUAAAAUGAUUUUUACUAUAUUAUGUGUUAUUUUGGCGAUAGUUUUUCUACUUUAUGUAUUUUUAAUAUGGAAUUUUAAUUAUUGGUCGAAACGUGGUGUUAACGGUCCAAAACCUUUACCAUUUGUGGGUAAUUUUCCCAGUGUUUUUACACGUAAAAAUCAUGUUGCUAUCGAUGUUAAAAACAUUUACGAAUCCUAUAAAAAUACAGAUUAUUUUAUUGGGGUCUUUAAUAGCCGCUGCCCUCAAUUGAUGAUUCUUAAUCCCGAAAUGAUAAGACGAGUCUAUGUGACAGAUUUUAAACAUUUUCAUGAUAAUGAAGUUUCAACAUUUAUUGAUGAAAAAUCAGAUAAAAUUUUCUCCAACAAUCCAUUCGUUUUAAGUGGCGAACAAUGGAAGGAAAGAAGAGCUGAAGUAACUCCCGGACUAACACAUAAUAGGAUUAAAACCGUAUUUCCCGUUACUAAUAAAGUCUGCAAAACUAUGGUGGAUUAUAUAGCUAAACAAAGCAAAAUCGGUGAUGGUAUUGAGGCCAAAGAUUUAAGUUUACGUUAUACCUGCGAAGUGGUUACCGAUUGUGUUUUGGGUCUUCAAGCUAAUACUUUUAGCGAUGAUCCUACACCUAUUUUUGAUAAUACCAAAAAGUUGUUCGAUCAAUCGUUUGUUUUAAUUCUUUAUAUGACUUUAGUGGGUUUAAUACCUUCUCUAGCUAAAAUUAAGAAAUUACGUUUUGUACCCAAACCUAUAGAAAACUUUUUCAUUUGUUUAAUGGAAAGCUCUUUGAGUUUGAGAAAAUCUCAGCAUGAGCAGGGUGUUAAUGAAGAUCGUGUUGAUUUCAUAAAUUACAUGUUACAUUUACAAGAAAAAAAGGCAUUAUCAUUGCCCGAAUUAACAAGUCAUACUAUGACAUUUUUACUAGAUGGUUUCGAUACGACGGCUAAUGCCUUAUCCCAUUGUUUAUUAUUGCUUGCUCGUUAUCCUGAGAAACAGGAAAAGUUACGUGAAGAAAUUUUGCAAAAUUUAGGCCAAAAGAAUAAUGAUUAUGAAACUAUUUUGGGUUUGGAAUAUUUAGAUGCUUGUAUACAUGAAACCAUACGCAUGUUUCCUCCCGGUUCUCAUUCGUCAAAAUUGUGUACUCAGCCUAUUGAUUUGGUGAAUAAAGAUGGCCGCACUCUACAUGUUCCGGUGGGCACUCGAGUCAUUUUGCCCAUAUAUGCUGUGAUGAAUGAUGAAGAUUAUUAUAAAAAUGCUGAUUCCUUCGAACCCGAACGUUUAGUUGAUGGUGGUUUAAAAACCCUAAAGGAUAAAGGUCUCUUUUUUGGUUUCGGUGAUGGUCCAAGAGCUUGUUUGGGCAUGCGUUUUGCUUUAACCCAAAUCAAAGGAGCUUUAGUGGCAAUUUUACGCAACUAUAAAAUUUCCGUCAAUCCUAAGACCCUUAAAGACAAUAAAUUAAAUCCUACAUAUUUUGCUUUGGUAUUAGAUGGUGGGAUGUGGUUAGAUUUUGAAAAGAUCAUUUAAACUUAGUUAUAAAUAAUAUUUAAACUUUCUAUAUAAUAAUGCAAUAUUUUAAUAAUGGUGGUUUGUAAAAAAAUUAACAUUAUCUGUUUAUAUUCAGUUAUUGUUCAUCAUAAUAAAUAUUAUAAUUUUUUAUUAUUGUACAAUUUA